GGUCGUCCGCAGAGGUUGCAACAGAGUCUUGUCAGUUGCUUUACCUCUGGCAACACGAUCGUUUUAGGAGUGCUUGUGUUUCUUAUCUUUUCUACUUAAAAUACAUACCAGCAGAAUUCUAAUGCAACAUUGUAAGAUAUUCGAUGACCACGGAACAGAUUAUGCAAAAUAAUGUUCUUGCGGAAAGUAUAAUUGUGUAGUCUUACUUGUGAAACUAUAACCUCUAUUUCGCUAAACACGUUUACAUUUGGACUUCUAACAUCGUAAUUCACAAAAAUGGAGAAGAACAUGGGUUUUGCGGUCGGUGGUACAGAACCGUCGGCACCGCCAACAGCACCGCCUUCGUAUGAAGAAGCUGUUGGAAAUAUAACUAGUAAUCCGGCACCGCCAACCAACCUUCCAUAUCCAGUAGGAGAACCUUCUAUGCCAAGACCGUUUUAUAAUCAACCAUCGAGUCAACCGGCGCCGUCAUAUCCGACGAAUUAUCCAGGGCCAGGCGAGCCGUCGAUUCAAAGGCAGAUGCCGUAUAACCCGAGUCCAAAUUUCGUACCACCGACGGAAAUUCGAAUUAUUCAUCAGCCAAUUGCGUACCAGCUGAGCCCAAAUCCUAUAAAAAUGACCUGCCCUACCUGCCAUUCAAGCAUCAAAACAACCACAAUAUCGGAUCAUCAACCAACCGCUCAUAUUUGUUGCAUCGUACUCUGCUUACUCGGAUGUUGCCUUUGCUCGUGUCUGCCAUACUGCAUGAGCAGUUUUAUGAGCGUCCAUCACUUUUGUCCGAAUUGUAAAAAUUAUAUCGGUACGUGGAAGGGUUGAAUCGAGUUAUAUCUAAUCGAACACGCACAUUAUUUGUAUAACCGAUUAAGAUCUUUUGAUGAUCGAUCAUUUCUCCGAAUCCUUGUUAGCAACAAAUAGAGUUACUGAUGAGAUGUUCACCUUAUUUAAUCGUUACGAAUUUUCCAAGCGCAAUCGAUGUACGUGCGGCCGACAAAGUGUCUUAAGAAUAUCGGCAGUUAUGGGAUUGUCAUAGUUUGUGUCAAAAAUACUAUUAUAUGACGCUUAUUUCCUGCGAGAAGACACGGAUGCAAACUGUUAUGAGUGAUAGUUGUCGACGAUUAUACAUUUCAUGUUUGAUUCAAGUUAGACGGACGGAUGGGUGUUGGUGUGCGUGUGUGUACGUGUGUUUUACAAAUAGAAUUAGGUACUGUUAGAAAGAUAUUUUCGAGCGCUGGGUCCGAGAACAGAUUCCUUCCCACUUGCAUUUGACGCAUUCCACUACUUUUUGGAUGUUUUUCUUUUUGAGAACGGUGCGCGUAUUGUAUAGGUAUUUUUAAGUUCGAAAUAAUCGAUUAUUCUUAGAACGUUAAAAUGAUGUUCGGGCUAAAAUCUGAAAGAAUGAACAAACGCGUUUGUUCGGACUACGCAAAAGUAGCGACAUGUAAUAGUGUUCUAUGGAACGUGUUCGCAGUCAAGUGUCAUUGGUUAGAGAAGUCUUAACUUGCCAUUCCGAAUUUACGUGAGAUCAAUUCUCUCUUUUGGUAAUCUUCGACGAUCAGUUGAUUUUAUACUAAGUUUAAAAUGUCGAGAGACUGUACGUUCUUAUUUCUCGUUAGUUUUUAGAGCUCCUUCCUUUCGAUUUACCCCUUUUUCAUUAUUGUUUUACUCGCCUUUCCUUGCUUCUUCCGAUGUAUCUACUUCUAGAAGGGAGCAAAAAGAAAUACGAAAUAGGGCAUGUCGGUUAAAAUAUGCCUUACUUCCAGCAGUUCGCGGCUGAUUCAAACAUUUGUAAGAUUAUACUCUUUAUUAGUUUCUCCAUGCUUCCGUGAUUUUCGAUAAUCUCACAUAGAUUCAAAUUGCCGCAUAGACUCGGAAAAAGGAAUGUGAUAGUUGUAUGACAGCUGCAGGAAGAUUCGAGUAUUUGACCAGCGUCGUUUGAUCGUUUAUUUUAUCGAUUCGGUUAAAAUCUAAUUAAUUUGAUCUGAUUUUUGUCUCGAGCGAUAAUUAUACUUCAAGCUACUUAUGUGAACUGAAAAAAGAGGGGGACAGAGAGAGAGAGAGAGAGAAAAUUGAAAACGGUUUUUAUGGCUGCGUUUGAAAUGUAUUCCGCAGAAUGUGCAUUUAAUGUAUAAUAUUUUUCAUGUAUGUGUUUGGAAUAAUAAAAUAUACGUUUGUUUUAAA
Nomia melanderi (Alkali bee) is the source of this 2178-nucleotide messenger RNA. Its product is annotated as lipopolysaccharide-induced tumor necrosis factor-alpha factor homolog. Lineage: Eukaryota; Metazoa; Arthropoda; Insecta; Hymenoptera; Halictidae. Gene Ontology annotation, molecular function: zinc ion binding. The record is from RefSeq and is a predicted model, not a curated record.